UGCACAAAUGCCUGUCCGUAGUCAUGAAUGAUUUCGAGGACGUCGACGACAUGUCAUUCGUGAUGGACAGCAACAACGAGGACGAGGAAAAUGGAGAGGGUAGUCAGACUGCCCCAGGAACUCAGGAAACACAGGGUACUAUCAACAACGAUGAGGAGCAACAGCAUGAGCUCGAACACGAUCUACAGCCGGACGCCCAACCACCAGCUCCUGAACGCUUGACACCGUCCCAGGAUCAUGAUUUCCAGAGUCAGGCCCCAGUGGUGGUGCGACCGAUGCUCGGGCCAGGACUGGCGAAUAUCCCAGAACCGCGGCCCCAGAAUGUAGAGACGGAGGAAUCGACUUGCUCUAUCUGUUUUGAGCAUUGGACAAACAGCGGGAGUCAUCGUCUGGUCUCUAUCAAGUGCGGACAUCUCUUUGGCGAGAGCUGCAUCCUAAAAUGGAUGGCGCAGCGUGGCCGAGGCGGAUGUGCCAAAUGUCCAGAGUGCAACCACCCAGCAAUGCGUAAGGAUGUACGGAGGAUCUGGAGCAAGUCUGUCGUGGUAGUAGACACUGCCGAGAAGGACGAAGCUGUAGCGCGCGCAAAGAAGGAACAGGAGCUGCGGUUACGAUGUGAGCAAGAACUUGUACAGUCGAGGAUGGCGUACGAAAUGCUGAGAUCCGAGAUGACCAGGCUGCAGAACAAACAUGACCGCCAGAGGGCAUUCAAAAUCAAAUACCGUUCGACGCUCAACCAAAGGAACAUCACAAAUACAGCGCUGAUCGCUGCAACAGACGCCUCUUAUGCACAUUAUAGAACCAUCGCUGCUCCUGCCAUGCCUGCGGGAACAGCGCAAUACAUGUCGUUUCGGAAAGACGAAGAAAUGUUUGUUUGCACGAGACAGAUCAAUGAGAUUCAUGGAGUCACGAGAGUAUCAAUGCGGGACUUUUCUUUGCAAGGCAUUAUACCCAUCCACACGCAUGCCAUAAGGGAUUUACAGUGCUACACCUACAGUCCUGCGGAAAACAGAUCACUAGUACUCACUGCAAGCAUGGACAAAACUCUCAAAGUGACUUCUACUGAAUCCCAGUCUAUGCUGAUGUCAUAUGAUCUGAAAGCACCCGUAUGGUCAUGUUGCUGGUCGGCAUCAAAUCCCUUUGCGAUAUAUUGCUCCGUCAAGGGCAAAGAGACGAGUAUCCUCACCCUCGACCUUCGAUUUAACAACGGUCCUGUCGCAAGCUGUGCUCAAACUAGUCUGGUCGGACAUUCGCCCAUCCACUCCAUGACACAUAUUGGACUUUCGCCUGAUCAAAAACGAGAAGGUAUUCUGUGCGGAAAUCUCGAGGGAGCUUUCUUAUACAAUUUUGACGCUAGCGAACAUGCUGGUGGUACAUCCUUGGCGUCAUACGCAAGUGCCAGUCAAGGAUCAGUCUCUGCAGAGGUCGGGAAUGGAAACUUCGCAAGUCAAGAUCAAGGACGGCGCAGGCCUUUUCGGCUUCAGGGCGGUAGUUGCUCUUCCGUAUCCUUCGAUGCUGUUUCUCGUCGCUGGAUGGCUUCGUACAAGUUCCUUGGGGAGCCCUAUACACGGCAUGUCCGAGGCCACCUUGAUCAAGAUCAGUUCUCAGGAGACUUUGUGCUCAAAUCUGAAUACAGGGUGGUUGGAGGGCCUCCUGCGCCAUGCAUGUCAAGGAGCAGCGUGUUUUCUCGUUGUGAUGGAUCUGUCUGCAUGGCUGCAGGGUCAGAAGGCGUGACGUAUAUCUGGAGCGGAGCGGCCAAUAACGGUGCGCUGAAUGAGAGCGGACUCAGUAGCAAUACGCCCAGCAGCAGUCAGCAGUCGUCGAUAUCAAUGUUCUCCAUGCCUUCUUCGCAACCCCCUGCCGGCGAUGGUUCACUUCAACGGCUGUUGCUCCAGAGACCAGGGAUACGGCCGAACGAGAGACCAGGCCCGAUCAAGGAUGUCAAGGCGGUUGUUAUAAAUAACGAGGACUACGUUGUGACUCUUUCCGACCAGGAACUGGAGGUCUAUCGGUGGUCAGAGGCGCGAUGCCGUGUUCGGGUGGGGGAUGAAGAGCUUGAGGACAGCGAUAGCGAUGAGGACAUUAUAAGGGAGGAGAGCCGUCCGGGGGCUUUCGAUAAGGGCAAGAGGCGUCGAAUGGAUGACGAUAUCCUGGUGCUAGAUGCGGACUGGUAGCGAAAGAAGAGAGAGGACAAACAAAGGAAGCGUGCGAAGUAUCAAUAGGGAUAUCGUGUCCUUUUCAUCUUUAUUAACCUCCGCGUCGGAGAAGGAACUCUGAAUUGUACAUAACUCUGUAAAGCAAAAGGGCAAUUUGGUCUUGUAGGAAUCAAAACAAUGUACAUGUACCGUAGAUCAAAGUAGACACCAUUUUGCGGCAAGGUAAAGCUGAGCAAGGGGGAGUAAUGAGUGAACGCGCCAAAUCUUGAAGCUGUUCCUGAGUGGUCAGUUUCCUGUCUGAUACAUUUUUUUCAAAGCCCGUUUGUGGAGCACAGAUAAGAUAAAGUGAUUUAAGGUUAUUGUGCCGUUUCUGGAAUGCUUCUACUCUCGGCAACAGUGCUAUCGUUAUAUAGAGAGAUGGAUCAAGCGUUUUAAUCAAGUGGGGGUUAGUCUAAUUACGCGUUUUGUUUCUUUACCCCAACAGAAUAGUGAAGAAAAGAAAAAAGACAGAAAGGAG
Molecule: messenger RNA, 2670 nt
Organism: Gamsiella multidivaricata
Lineage: Eukaryota; Fungi; Mortierellomycota; Mortierellomycetes; Mortierellales; Mortierellaceae
Exons: 8
Coding region: 24-2171 (715 amino acids)
Biological process (GO): interstrand cross-link repair; protein ubiquitination
Cellular component (GO): nucleus
Molecular function (GO): protein binding; ubiquitin protein ligase activity
Source: RefSeq, a predicted model, not a curated record